Fomitiporia mediterranea MF3/22 is the source of this 1561-nucleotide messenger RNA. Its product is annotated as cytochrome P450. The record is from RefSeq and is a predicted model, not a curated record. Lineage: Eukaryota; Fungi; Basidiomycota; Agaricomycetes; Hymenochaetales; Hymenochaetaceae. The transcript has 11 exons. Gene Ontology annotation, molecular function: heme binding; monooxygenase activity; iron ion binding. Bases 38 to 1561 code for a protein of 507 amino acids.
CACAACUAACAACGCUUGCCCUAACCUGUUUUUCAAUAUGUUUCUCGCAUGGGAUGUUGCUGCUGCGUGCUUAGCUGCCGCUGCUGCCAUUUUAGUGAUCAAGAAGCGUAACGAUGCGUUACUGAGACUACCUCCUGGACCACAACCUGAGAUUCUGUUUGGGAACGCAAGACAAUUGCCGUCGUCUAGAUCAUGGGAAGUAUAUACUAAAUGGAAACAGAUUUACGGCGACGUUGUUUAUGCUCGAGUCUUCGGUCGCUCAGUUGUCAUUCUCAACUCCAUCACAGCAGCUCGUGAUUUGCUGGAACAGAAGGGUAGAACAUUUCUUGACCGGCCGUCCUUUCAUGCUUUCCACAUGAUGGGAUGGGGACAUACCCUUCAAGUCCUGCCCCACGGACCGCGACUUAAGAAAUAUCGUCGUAUCAUGCAUCAAUAUUUAGGACCUCAAGGACUUAUGGCAAUUAGACCUAUGCAAGAGCAUGAAAUUCGUAAAUUCCUUCGUCGCUUAUUGGACGAACCGGACAACUUUAAGAGGCAUAUACACAACUUCAUUGCAGGGAUUGUCCUGUCUAUCGUGUAUGGACAUGAAGUAGUGUCCGACGACGAUGCACUAGCACGACUUAUCGAACGUGCAGUGCACAAGACAGGAGAAUUUGGUAAUUUUGGGACAACGUUCUUUGAUAUUUUUCCGUUCUUACGAUAUGUGCCCGCUUGGUUCCCUGGGAUGAAGGCAAGACGGGUGAUAAACGAAAUUCGUGAGCUUGUGGACUCUGUUAUAACAGAGCCCCUAAAAGAGCUAAAGCAGUUGAGGGCUUUAGGCACCGUCAAACCAUGCAUGUUAUCUGAUCUGCUAGACAAUCACGACGAGAUGGAUGUAUCUGACCUCGAACAUGAACAAGAUAUCAUGAACAUCGGCUUGUCAAUUUACAGUGGUGAGCAUCAAUGUUUUACAAAGUCAUUACUUAUCGGAUUCUUCUUGCUCAUGACCCUCCAUCCUGAGGUUGCAAAGAAGGCCCAGCAAGACAUUGACCAGGUCACUGGUAAAGACCGCUUGCCUACCCCCGACGAUAGGAAGCAUCUGCCGUAUAUCGACUGCAUACUGAAGGAACUAUAUCGGCUUCUUCCACCGAAUCCUAUCGGCGUUCCCCACACAUCCAUGGAAGUUGAACACUAUCGCGACUGGAUACUUCCUGAAGGAACGAUGGCGCUUCCAAAUAUAUGGAUAAUGAUGCAAGAUCCGACCGUAUUUCCGAAUCCAAGUGCCUUUCUUCCAGAACGUCACAUGGAGAAGGUGAAAGCAAACCUCAAACAAACGAAGUCAAACAAAAUUGCGAACGAUGACACGGAGGACAUCGCAUUCGUUGCAGCGGAUGACCCAAGCACUCUCGUAUUCGGAUUUGGGAGAAGAGGUUGUCCAGGGAGAUAUUUUGCUGAUGCAAAUCUAUGGCUUGCGGUGGCAAACAUUCUAGCCAUGUUCGACACAAAGCCCUACACAAACACCGUAACUGGAACAGUUGAGCUUCCGAAGCUCGAGCUCGAGAAUCAAGGAGCAUUGGCGUGA